Molecule: messenger RNA, 1023 nt
Organism: Fonsecaea pedrosoi CBS 271.37
Lineage: Eukaryota; Fungi; Ascomycota; Eurotiomycetes; Chaetothyriales; Herpotrichiellaceae
Exons: 2
Coding region: 1-1023 (340 amino acids)
Biological process (GO): ubiquitin-dependent protein catabolic process; positive regulation of proteasomal ubiquitin-dependent protein catabolic process; protein polyubiquitination
Cellular component (GO): ubiquitin ligase complex; cytoplasm
Molecular function (GO): ubiquitin protein ligase activity; ubiquitin conjugating enzyme binding; zinc ion binding
Source: RefSeq, a predicted model, not a curated record
AUGCCUGCUGUAACCUUACGCAGGACGGGAACGAAAACGGGAACGGGAACGAAGGGGAAUGCUCAAACAACGGAGGACCAAAUCAAGCCUUUUCUCAGAUUCGUGAGCGGGGAAAUUGACACCUUGACCCUGGUCAACGUUGAAGUUCUCGAACAGACCAUGGUCAACGUCGAAAUUAUCAAAGAGACAACAGACCCAAGUUACAAAGUCACCAGCCAACCACGGCAGGACUUGGGCCCCUCCACCACUGGUGUGCUACAUUCUGGGACCGCCGUCAGAGAUGAAGGUUUGCCAGAAGAGUCUCUGGACAGGCUGUCGGAUACUCAUUCGGGGUCGUUUAGGAUACGUCGGAUGCAUGAGCAGUCUACAAUGAAUCGAAAAAGGAGCAGACUGCCGCGCGCUGGAAUUUCCACCCCCGAAGGCGACGCUCUCAUGAAUUGCCGAGCAUGCUUCGACACCAUGAAACAUCCCAUUUAUCUGGAUUGUGGCCAUACCUAUUGUCGACUUUGUCUCAAUGAACUUGUCAGGGUCGGCACCGCAAAUAGGAUCCAAUGGCCACCGACAUGCUGCUUUUCUGGGCGGCCCAUGGAUGUAAGUUCAAUCCGACAGCAUCUUGACGAGGAAGUCCUUUCCCGCUACCUUGAGGUCAGCGAAGAGUACUCAACCCGCAACCCAAUCUAUUGCUCCAACAAAUUCUGCAGUCUCCACAUUCCCCCAAGCCAGAUUGAGGACAACAAGGAAAAGUUUGUCCUGUGCAGCAAGUGCCGAGCCGAGACCUGUGUCGAAUGCAAACAAGGACGUUCGGACCAUGUCGGGAUUGAAGGAACUACCUGCAAGAGCCCUGAGGCGCUGAUGGACGAGAGGGAUUGCAAACUUGCCAGAAGCAAGCAAUGGAAACAAUGUCCUAGCUGCAAGAAUCUGGUCGAGAGGACAGAGGGAUGCGACCAGAUUCGACGCACCUUCAUCAUCGACUUCACUCGAUACACAGAACUUCUCUUGCUCCCGACGGUCCAAGAGGCCUAA